AUGAUUUUCAAAAACUGCACUGAACCAAGUAAUGUGCGGACAAGCACCGACAGUUUCAGAAGCAACGCUCCUGAGGUUUACAAGAAGCCUCAGAGGCAACUGGAGAAGCCUUUGAACUUCGGAACUACACGAAAUCCACAUGGGAGUGAGAAAUUCACGGCUAGCACAGAACGGCCAACGCUGUCACACAGCUGCACUCGAGGGCUCCAUGGCAAACGAGGCCUCACAGUGGUUGGCGGCAGCCUCAGCCCGUCCGUGAGCAGGCCGGGGAGCGCGAAGCGCACACACAGCGAGCCACCUCCAACCACACCGCCAGGAACUCCGACUAACCCCAACAGGUCACCGGCAGAGCCCUUCUCCCAGCGCUCCUACCACCCGCCGACGGCCGAGACCGGCGCGGGGCCGGCGGCGUAUCCCGCGUUCCAGUUCCGCGGGCGGCACGAGAACCCGGACUGGCGGCGGCUGAGCACCGUGGACGUGGAACGGGUGUCGCGGGAUGGGGACGUGGCGGUCCUGCAGACGCACUUGGAGCAUGUCACCUUCUGCAGCGCCGAUCAGGAGCGCUGCCCGCACUGCCAGGGCCCCGCAGACCCGCUGCUGCUGAAGCUGCUGCGCAUGGCACAGCUCUCCACCGAGUACCUGCUGCACUCCCAGGAGUACCUCAGCGCCCAGCUCGGCAGCCUGGAGGAGGCUCUGAGAGAGACACAGGCCCAGCGUGACCAGUUGGGGAAGGAGGUGGCCCAGCGCUUGCAGGAGAUCCAGGGGCUCAAGGAAGAAUGCAGGCGGAGGAAGAAGAUGAUCAGCACCCAGCAGAUGAUGCUGGAGGCACGAGCGAACUACCACCAGUGUCCGUUUUGUGAAAAGGCUUUUAUGACCUAUUCCUUUUUACAAAGUCACAUUCAAAGACGUCACUCAGGAGAGUCUGAGAUCGAACAGAAGAGGAAAGGAAAUACAGAAAAAUUGCAGGAUGAGAUUGAAAAACUGAAGGAGCAGUUGCAGCUCACCAAGUCCCAGUUAGAGUUUGAACAACAGGCUAAUUUGGCCAGGCUGUCUAAGGAAUGUGAGCAGCAAAAAUCAAAAGAAGAAGAGAUUCUACAAUCAUUUAACAAAUGGAAAGACGAGGAAAGAGAGAAAUUGGCUGAUCAAAUAGAAAAAGUGAAAGAUAUGUUUAUGAAAGAGCUUAAGGAGUUAUAUUCAAGAAAUUCAACCUUAGAAAAUCAACUGUUAGAAUUACAAAAGUCCAAUAUGCAACAAAAAUCCAAUUUAGGAACACUGAAAGACAGCCAUGAAUUUAUAGAGGAGAAACCUCAGCGUCCUCAGGAUCAUCCGAAUGUGGUUAGACUAAUGGAAAAGCAGGAAAAAAAGUGGACAACUUUAAUACAAGCCAUCCGUCAUGACCAUGAGACAGAAAAGUCCCUGCUACUGUCACAGAUUGAGACAAUCAAAACAUCAGCAAGAGAAGACCUGAACAGAAAUAACAUCUUUUACAGGAGGAGGAUAGAAGAAUUGGAGCAGAGGCUUCAGGAGCAGAAUGAGCUGGUUAUUAGUCAGAAGAGGCAGAUAGAAGAAUUGUCCACAAAACCACCUCCAAGUGUUAAAACAUAUGAUGUGAACACUCCUGUAGAGCGUCUUCAAGAAUCUAAAUCAAGUCCAUCAGUUACCCUACAUGAGCAGGCACCCUUGGUGCAUAUGCUGGAGCCCAUAGAGGAGCUUUCAGAAGAGGAAAAAGAAACUGAGAAAAGUGAUCUAAAACCAGAUAGAAGUAACCACUAUUUAAUAAAUGCUCUGAAGUCUGAUCCUUCUUUAACUAAAGAAUUGCGAGCUGUUUUGGAGCAAGCUCUGGAGGAGAAGCUGGAAUCCUUGGGAAUUAAAGCAGGUGUUCGUGGAAUAUCAAGUGAUCGCUUAAAUAAAAUUUUGCGAGCAAUCGAAAGUGCCAGAGAACGCAAAGAGAAGCAGGAGCCCACCAUGCUUGGAAUUCGAGAGCAUCUUGAACGUCAAGUUGGCUUUCGGGUUGAAGAGAAAUCAUUAUCUUCUAGAAGACCCGAUUCCUGUGCUCAUGUUCUUGGUGAAGAAAAACACAGGUUCAAUCCAUUGGGAGUUUCCUCAUUUGCCACACCUCAAAAGCCAUCAAAGUUGUCUCCAUCAGCUGUCCGCCCAUCUGGACAAAGAACAAUCCUCCCUGAGUUUACUUCUACUCCAAAAUCCAGGAAGAUUCUUGGAAGUGGAGGUUCCAGAAAAACAUCUAGCAUCACAACACCACCAUUCAGUUCAGAGGAAGAAGCUGAUGAAGAUGAUAUGAAACAGUCUUAUGUAACACCAGAGAUAUUGCAAAAGCAGUCAAAACCAUCAAGCAGCAUAGUCCAUGCUUUUCAGAAGCCUUCUGGCAAAAAUGAUAGGAAUGGGAUGGAGGAAAACAGAGCUGGAGAAACUGGAACACCUCCCAAAACUUCUAAAGGAACAGUUAUUAAAAGACUGACCAAACAAGUUGGAGAGAGUCUUUCUAACCAUGGAAGUAAGAACAAACCAGCUGGAGGAAUUAAUGUUACACAGGCAUUUAUUAACAAAGAAGAGGUGAAAGAACUGAAGCUCACAGAAGCUGAUGAAGACGAUUGGGAUAUUUCUUCAGCCGAGGAAGACAUUUUAUUGAUGAAAGCUGACAGAGGUCAGAAGGCGAUGACAGUUCAUAAAAAUGAGCCCAAUGGUGCAUCUGUGGUACAUGCAUGGGGCCUUCCCAAGAAAAGUGUGCCAAAGGAGGAAGGCCUUCAUGAAGCUGAUAAUACAAGCACGUUAAAAAGCAGCUUAGUCACUGUGACAGACUGGAGUGAUUCUUCAGAUAUAUAAUUGUUCCAUUCCUGAUGGGAGGUCCUGCUUUUGGGGUCUGCUGGGUUUCAAAAUGCAGGUGAAAACGUCAAGUGUUUCCCAGUAACUUUUCUCAUUGGUCCUGUAAUAACAAGGAAUACUGUUUACAGAGCUCUUGUGUCAUUCAA
Cyanistes caeruleus (blue tit) is the source of this 2987-nucleotide messenger RNA. The record is from RefSeq and is a predicted model, not a curated record. NCBI's taxonomy places the organism in Eukaryota, Metazoa, Chordata, Aves, Passeriformes, Paridae.